ACUUAACUGGAUUUAAAGGCAAAAACAAAGCAAACCAAAGAAAGAAUACAAUGGCUUGAAAGAGAGGAGAAGCUGGAUGUAUUUCUUUCCCUGUCAAGUCGAGGAGUUUCAAGAGGGAUUUUACCCUUUGCCAUUCCUUUCCUUCAUCAUGGUGGACCUGUUCCUAAACCGGGUUCUGGUAGAGAACAACUGGGACCAGGAUGAACUCAACACAGAGCGCGAGAUUGUCGGCAUCCUCGAGAAUCGUAUCAUGAUGCUGUUCUUUGCGUCUGCUGAGAGCGACAAGUGCCAAGAGUUUGUACCUGUUCUGAAUGACUUCUUUAAGAGGCUGAAAGAUCCAGCGUACAUCGAAUACCCCAAACUGCUCGCACUCAUCUACAUCAGCUUGGACCGAUCAGAGGAGCAGCAGGAAAGAUACCUCAGAGACCUGCACAAAAAGGUUCUGUUUCUGGCAUUUGGGGACCCGUACAGGAAAGAACUGCAGGCCAUGUUUAAGGUGAAGGACGUACCAACAGUAGUGGUCCUCCGUCCCGACGGCUCCGUCCUCUCUCCAAACGCUGUGCCGGACAUCUGUCGUUUCGGCUGCGACUGUUUCCGAGACUGGCAGGAAUCAGCGGAGCUCAUUGAGAGGAGCUUCAUGCUCAACGAGGAGUUCGACGACCUGAAUCUGCGCAGCGCCACCGACCCUGUGAGGAGACUCAAGUACAAGACAGAGGACGACAAGAGGAAAAAGAGAUGGUGGAAGAUAUGGGGGAAGGGCAAAGAUAGAAAUGAAGAGGAGGAGGAGAAAGAUGGGACAUGGGAUACGAAGAGAAAGGAGGGAGAUAAAGGAACGUGGAGGAGAAGAUGAAGAUAAAAAUACAAUCAUAUAAAUAUAUAUACAAAAGGCAAAGGUGUUUUGUGCUGAUUGUCUCAAAUCCAACCUCAUAAAUACUUAAUUCUUGGUUACUGAUGCUGCAGCUCUUACAGAAACUCUUGUUUUGUCUGCCUGCAAUGGCAUGUGCAGUAGAAUCCACUGGUGUGUUGCUUGAGGUAAAUUGUUUGGACAUGUGUCUCUCUGUGCUGAUAAUACAAAACUUUAACAGGAAUGAAAAAAGACUAAGUUAUUCUAUCUUAAAAAGUUCUAUGCUACUAUCACUAUUACUACAGUUACCUAUUGGCCAGAAACACAACUUCAAAUUAUUUUUAAUGUUUAUCCAUGUUUGUUGAAUUUGUAAAAAAACAACAACAGGUGUUUAACCAAAUGGUUUCAAGAUACACGCUGAUAAUAUUUUAUGUAUGUGUGUGUUUUUCAGCUACUUAUGCAACUCUAAACUAAACUUAGGCGCUGGCGC
Messenger RNA from Chelmon rostratus (copperband butterflyfish), 1334 nucleotides. RefSeq names its product nucleoredoxin-like protein 1. The transcript is spliced from 4 exons. The record is from RefSeq and is a predicted model, not a curated record. Gene Ontology annotation, biological process: photoreceptor cell maintenance. Bases 77 to 850 code for a protein of 257 amino acids. Lineage: Eukaryota; Metazoa; Chordata; Actinopteri; Chaetodontiformes; Chaetodontidae. Gene Ontology annotation, cellular component: mitochondrion.